Molecule: messenger RNA, 1011 nt
Organism: Microdochium trichocladiopsis
Lineage: Eukaryota; Fungi; Ascomycota; Sordariomycetes; Xylariales; Microdochiaceae
Product: kinase-like domain-containing protein
Exons: 3
Coding region: 1-1011 (336 amino acids)
Biological process (GO): mitotic DNA damage checkpoint signaling; protein phosphorylation
Cellular component (GO): nucleus
Molecular function (GO): protein serine/threonine kinase activity; ATP binding
Source: RefSeq, a predicted model, not a curated record
AUGCGCCGAGUCGAGAACUUCCCUGAUAUUGUCCGGGACGCCCACUUGGAGACCGAGUUCAUCGAUGCUCGCACCACCAAGCACAUCCGCUACAAGGCAGGCACUUCAGCUCGCCAACGGAGACUUCGCAAGGAGGAGCAAUGGACGCGCUCAUGCGAACUCGGCCGCGGAGCCUACGGCAUCGUUUACCUCGAGACUCGCGGCCAAGAUGACAAACUCCGCAAGCGCGCAGUCAAGGAAAUUCGAAAGUACAUUCGGCCUGGCCAGCCGUUAGACUACGAUCGAGAGCUGGAAGCCAUAUUCAAGUUCUCCCAUGACCGAUACGCGCACUGCUUUGUUACUGCCGACGGUUGGUACGACGAUGAUGAUUCAGUAUACAUCUCGAUGGAAUACUUCGAACUUGGCGACCUCCACGCACAUCUCAUGGCACGCAAAAAGAUACCGGAAUACGAAACGAGGCAGAUCGCAAUGCAGCUCUUGGACGGGCUGGCUUUCAUGCACGAGAACAACUUUGUCCAUCGGGACCUGAAACCUGGUAACAUCAUGGUUGUGGCCACCGGUCCAGAGUGGUACGUGAAAAUUGCCGAUUUUGGCAUCAGCAAACGACGACGGGAGGACGUUUCCACAGUAAACACGAUGGGGCGAGGGACAUACGGCUAUGCGGCUCCCGAGGUCCUCGGUCUCGGAGACACCCCGGAAAACGCGUCGUACACGUUCCUAGUGGACAUGUGGUCGCUUGGAGCAGUCCUCUACAAGCUGCUAACUAGUGAGACGGCUUUUGGAAACAUAGUCAGCUUGCUCAAGUAUGCUGAGCGGGAGAUCGACUUCCCCUCUCCGCCUCUAAAUGCGGCCAAGGUGUCCGAGCUAGGGUCAGACUUCAUUCUUGCGCUCAUGUCGCCUCAACCACCAGCCCGGCCUCCUGCAGCCUCGGCAAAAGUCCACCCUUGGUUUUUUUACUCGAUCGAGGCUCCGGCAAGAAUGGAAAAUGGAGGUGUAAGCAGCAUCGAGUAA